Dreissena polymorpha is the source of this 3946-nucleotide messenger RNA. RefSeq lists its product as uncharacterized. The coding region runs from base 63 to 3149 and encodes 1028 amino acids. NCBI's taxonomy places the organism in Eukaryota, Metazoa, Mollusca, Bivalvia, Myida, Dreissenidae. The record is from RefSeq and is a predicted model, not a curated record. Gene Ontology annotation, molecular function: ubiquitin-protein transferase activity. Gene Ontology annotation, biological process: positive regulation of DNA-templated transcription. The transcript has 2 exons. Gene Ontology annotation, cellular component: nucleoplasm; chromatin.
UCCAAGGAUGGCGAUGUUCUGAUUUGAUUACCUUCACAGAUAAUUGCCAAUUGUCCCUUAAAAUGGACAUGGGGAAUACAGAGUCAGACACAACACCCGUAAAUGCUGAAGGUCAGGGAGGAGAUCAACAGUCUACUGUGAAUUUUGAAAAUGGUUUGAAUUCAGGUGAGAUAAGAAUAUCAGAGGCUCAUGAAGUUAGUGCAGUUUUAUCAGAAAUUGUUGAUUUAACAAAAGCCAAUGAAAGUACACUGACUCAAGUAUAUACUGAUAAUUAUAAAGAUUCAGUGGCACAAGAUGAUAUGUCCAGUCUAGUCACAGCUAGUGGUGCUGAUAUUAGUGAAGCUAGAGCCAAUAAAAGUUCACUGCCUGAAGUUCCUGGUGCUUAUAUUAUUGACGCUACAGCCAGGAAAAGUUCACUACAAGAAGUAGCUGAUGCUGAUAAUAGUGAAGCUAGAGCCAAUAAAAGUUCACUACCGGAAGUAGCUGGUUCUGAUAAUAGUGAAGAUAGAGCCAAUAAAAGUUCACUAGCGGAAGUAGCUGGAUCUGAUAAUAGUGAAGAUAGAGCCAAUACAAGUUCACUACCGGAAGUACCUGUGGCUGAUAUUAGUGAAGCUUGUGCCAAAAAAAGUUCACUACCGGAUGUAGCUGGUGCUGAUAAUAGUGAAGCUAGAGCCAAUACAAGUUCACUCUCUGAAGUACCUGGUGCUGAUAAUAGUGAAGCAAGUGCCAAUAAAAGUUCACAAUCGGAAGUGGCUGGUGCUUAUAUUAGUGAAGCUAGAGCCAAUAAAAGUUCAAUACCGGAAGUAGCUGGUUCUGAUAAUAGUGAAGCUGAUGGUGAGUGUUAUGUUCAGUCUUGUCAUGUGAAAGGGGCCAGUGAGGUUGAUAAAAGUGAAUCAAUCAGCACUACAGAAAGUCCAAUUACACAAAUAUCUGCUGCUGCUUCUAAUGAAUAUAACAAUCAUACCUUAAAAGAAGAUGGUUGGUCCUUUCAAGUGAAAGUUGCCAGUUUUACUGAUAUAUGUUCUAGUAGCGACACAACAAAACCAGAGGAAAUUCGUCUGGUUGAAAAGUGCCCUGAUAUUGAUGGUCAAGUCAAAGCUGAACAAGGUGAUCUGAAAGGUGAUCAGGCUAUUGAUGCGAGCUGUUCUACUUCAAUAAAACAUCAACAAUGUCAACCAUGCUCUUUUGAUGAUGAAGAACGGGAAGCUAGUGGAUUUUGUGUCAACUGUUUAGAAUAUAUAUGCAAUGACUGCAGUCGUGAUCAUCGAAGAAAUAAAAUCACACGAGAUCAUGUGGUUUUAAAGGGAGAUGAAAUGCCUGAAGAUUCUACACAGUUUGCUAAAAUUAAGGACUUAAUGAAAUGCCCACUUCAUGCUGAAAAUGAUAUCUCUUUUGAAUGUAAAGAUCAUGGGAAUUUGAUCUGUGUGUCAUGUUUUACCGAGAAUCAUAGAAAAUGUGAACAUGUGCUUGAUAUAGCAGCCAAUGAAGAUGCCAAACAAUUUAUGAUGCAAGCUCAAUUAAAUCAAUUUGAGGUUUUGAAAACGAAGUGCAGAAUAUUGGCUGAAAAAAAGGAAUGUGACAAAAAUGUGCUCAUUAAAGAGCGUCAGGAAUUGGAAGACAAAGGGCGAGCUCUUGCAGCUGAUCUAAGAGAACAUCUAGCGGGAUUGGAAGCUCGAUUUGAGAAAAAACUUGGAAAUCUGUUUCGCUUUGAAAUAUUUAAAUUAUUGAAGGAGACAGACAUGAUUACCGAACAUCAGAGGACUUUGGAUGAACUAAAUAGAUUGGUUGCAACUGUUGGAAGACAUGGCAGUAAGAAAGAGGUAAUUAUUGUUAAUAAGUACAUCCAGGACAGGCUAAAAAAAUGUGCUGAAGAACUAGAUCAAUCAGAUGGUAAGGAACAAAGACAUAUAAAACUGACACAAACAUUUGACAAAAAAAAAAUAACUUCCUUGGCUACUUUGACACUUAUGAAUGAAUCUUUAGAGCAGACGCAAAACAGUAGUGAUAUUUUUCCUGAUGCAUGCGGUCCUGAUGUCAAACAUCUAAAGAAAGAAAAAGAGAAAAAAGAAGGUAUGCAUGUCAAAAAGAAGCCCAAUAAAACAAAUGAUGAAGUUCCAAAAGAAGAAACAGAGAAUAAAGCCAAUCCCACCAAAAAGGUGUCAAGAAAAAAGAACAAAGGCGCUGGCAGUCAAGGUUCCUCAAAGCAACAAACCACACACAUUCAGACCAAUAAGAAAAGUACUGGUAACAUUUCCUCAUAUAUACCUAGAGAUUUAGAACCUACGGAGAAAACAUCUCCAGAUCCAAAUUUGUUCAUGAAUAAGUGUCUUGAAAAGAAGUCCUUCAAUAUAAGAUAUAAAACAAAUGUUGGAACAUGUUACAUAAUUGAUUGCACUAUGCUGUCUGAUGGACAGAUGGCAUUUCUUGACUAUGAUAAUAAGUCGCUAAAGCUUUGUUCCCAAGAUUUUGUCAUUAAAAUGAUGUUAGAGUUUAAUGACAGACCAGUUAGUAUUUGCAGUCAAUCAAAGAUGGAUGGUGACACUUCAAAGAUAUUCAUAAGCUUUGCAAAUAGCAAACAGAUUUUACAUUAUAAGGUCACACCAACGGCAAUGACAAAAGCAGGAAGCUUUUCUAUUAGUUUAUAUCCAAUAUGCAUCAGAAUGGUUGAUGAAAGUUUACUGGUCCUGGCAUCGGACAGAAAAAGACACAAUUAUUCCGAUGGAUUACCUGAAGAUACUGUUGUAAUAAGUUUGCGUGGACAUAAUGGGAAAUUAAUUAAGGAGAAAAAGUUAAACCUCUCAGAUUCAAAGGUUAUUUUAGUUUCUGGGUCAACCCUUAUAUCAGCAGGUAGGGUCAUUGCAGGUCAUCACUUCGAUCCUCAGUCGGACGAUUGGAUUGGAAAGCAGAAAUGGGUUUUGUCGACAGAUCAGCUAGCACCAUAUGUUGAUGUAGAUACAAAUGGGAAUGUCUAUGUUUGUAGUGCAUACACUGAUGUUGUUCAACAAGUGAUGGUUUCUCAAAUUCCACCAUUUUUUAAUAGGGCCUUUCUUUCUGGUGUUAAGCAAGCAACUUGUUUGUUUGUUGAUUCAGAAAGGCAAAGGAUAAUUGUUGGUGCAAAACUCGAUGAAGUCGAGGUGUACACUUUUUAACAUUCUUGUAUAAAAAAUUGUUUCAUUAUUGCUAUGAAAUUUCAGGGUUUUUUCACUGUUAUCAUAAAGCCAGGUGCCAUUUGUAUAAAUUUUGUAGUAAUGGAAACAUUUUCUUCAGUUAAAAAAAUCAAGAUAUUUGUAAACUUUUAACUUUCAAAAAUUGAAUGCAUUUUCAUCAUUUGGCAUGUUGUAAACUGGAAGCAUAAUGAUUUUUAUGUCCCCCACUAUAGUAGUGGGGGACAUAUUGUUUUUGCCCUGUCUGUUGGUCUGUUGGUCUGUUUGCGCCAACUUUAACAUUUUGCAAUAACUUUUGAUAUAUUGAAGAUAGCAACUUCAUAUUUGGCAUGCAUGUGUAUCUUAUGAAGCUGCACAUUUUGAGUGUUGAAAGGUCAAGGUCAUUCUUCAAGGUCAGAGGUCAAAUAUAUGUGGCCAAAAUCGCUCAUUUUAUGAAUACUUUUGCAAUAUUGAAGAUAGCAAUUUGAUAUUUGGCAUGCAUGUGUAUCUUAUGGAGCUGCACAUUUUGAGUGUUGAAAGGUCAAGGUCAUCCUUCAAGGUCAGAGGUCAAAUAUAUGUGGCCCAAAUCGCUUAUUUUAUGAAUACUUUUGCAAUAUUGAAGAUAGCAACUUGAUAUUUGGCAUGCAUGUGUAUCUUAUGGAGCUGCACAUUUUGAGUGUUGAAAGGUCAAGGUCAUGCUUCAAGGUCAGAGGUCAAAUAUAUGUGGCCCAAAUCGCUUAUUUUAUGAAUACUUUUGCAAUAUUGAAGAUAGCAACUUGAUAUUUGGCAUGCAUGUGUAUCUC